CGGGCCGUGGCCCGGGACCGCAGGGGAGGCCGAGGCGGGAGCACUCGGCGCUGAGGCGGCGGCGGCGGCGGCGGGAAGGGGCCGGGUGGCAGGGCAGGCGGGAGGCUGGCGAGGCUCCGGCCGCAGGACGGGCGCGGGGACGGCUCCGGGGGGCGGGGGCCGGGGCCCGGGCCGGCUCGUGCGGGGGGUAUGAUGACCCGGCGGCGGGGCCCCGGAUCGCGUCUCCUCCGCCGCCUCCUCGCGGCGGCCCCGACUCGAGGCUGAGAACUACACACACCGGCGGUAUGGCAUCACAGCUGCAGGUGUUUUCGCCCCCAUCAGUGUCGUCGAGUGCCUUCUGCAGUGCAAAGAAACUGAAAAUAGAGCCCUCUGGCUGGGAUGUUUCAGGACAGAGCAGCAACGACAAAUACUAUACCCACAGCAAAACCCUCCCAGCUACACAAGGGCAAGCCAGCUCCUCUCACCAGGUAGCAAAUUUCAAUAUUCCUGCUUACGACCAGGGCCUCCUUCUCCCAGCUCCUGCGGUGGAGCAUAUUGUGGUAACAGCUGCUGAUAGCUCAGGCAGCGCCGCUACAGCAACCUUCCAAAGCAGCCAGACCCUGACUCACAGGAGCAACGUUUCUUUGCUUGAGCCAUAUCAAAAAUGUGGAUUGAAGAGAAAGAGUGAGGAAGUGGACAGCAACGGUAGCGUGCAGAUCAUAGAAGAACAUCCCCCUCUCAUGCUGCAGAACAGAACCGUGGUGGGUGCUGCUGCCACGACCACCACUGUGACCACCAAGAGUAGCAGUUCCAGCGGAGAAGGGGAUUACCAGCUGGUCCAGCAUGAGAUCCUUUGCUCUAUGACCAACAGCUAUGAAGUCCUGGAGUUCCUAGGCCGGGGGACAUUUGGACAGGUGGCAAAGUGCUGGAAGCGGAGCACCAAGGAAAUUGUGGCCAUUAAGAUCUUGAAGAACCACCCCUCCUAUGCCAGACAAGGACAGAUUGAAGUGAGCAUCCUUUCCCGCCUAAGCAGUGAAAAUGCUGAUGAGUAUAACUUUGUCCGUUCUUAUGAGUGUUUUCAGCACAAGAAUCAUACCUGCCUUGUGUUUGAGAUGUUGGAGCAGAACUUGUACGAUUUUCUAAAGCAGAACAAGUUUAGCCCACUGCCACUCAAGUACAUAAGACCAAUCUUGCAGCAGGUGGCCACAGCCCUGAUGAAGCUAAAGAGUCUUGGUCUGAUUCACGCUGACCUUAAACCUGAAAACAUAAUGCUAGUCGAUCCAGUUCGCCAACCCUACCGAGUGAAGGUCAUUGACUUUGGUUCUGCUAGUCAUGUUUCCAAAGCCGUGUGUUCAACCUACCUGCAAUCACGCUACUACAGAGCGCCUGAAAUUAUUCUUGGAUUACCAUUCUGUGAAGCUAUUGACAUGUGGUCACUGGGCUGUGUAAUAGCUGAGCUGUUCCUGGGAUGGCCUCUUUAUCCUGGUGCUUCAGAAUACGAUCAGAUUCGCUAUAUUUCACAAACACAAGGCCUGCCAGCUGAGUAUCUUCUCAGUGCCGGAACAAAAACAACCAGGUUUUUUAACAGAGAUCCUAAUUUGGGGUACCCACUGUGGAGGCUUAAGACACCUGAAGAACAUGAAUUGGAAACUGGAAUAAAGUCAAAAGAAGCUCGGAAGUACAUUUUUAACUGUUUAGAUGACAUGGCUCAGGUAAAUAUGUCUACAGACUUAGAGGGAACAGAUAUGUUAGCAGAGAAAGCCGAUCGGAGAGAGUAUAUUGAUCUUCUAAAGAAAAUGCUGACGAUUGAUGCAGAUAAGAGAAUCACGCCCCUGAAAACUCUCAACCACCAGUUUGUGACAAUGAAUCACCUCCUGGACUUCCCACACAGUAACCACGUUAAAUCCUGUUUCCAGAACAUGGAGAUCUGCAAGCGGAGGGUUCACAUGUAUGACACAGUGAGUCAGAUCAAGAGUCCCUUCACUACACAUGUCGCUCCAAAUACAAGCACAAAUCUAACCAUGAGCUUCAGCAACCAGCUCAACACAGUGCACAAUCAGGCCAGUGUUCUAGCUUCCAGCUCUACUGCAGCAGCAGCUACCCUUUCUCUGGCUAAUUCAGAUGUCUCGCUGCUAAACUACCAAUCGGCUUUGUACCCAUCGUCGGCAGCACCAGUGCCUGGAGUUGCCCAGCAGGGUGUUUCCUUACAACCUGGAACCACCCAGAUCUGCACUCAGACAGAUCCAUUCCAGCAAACAUUUAUAGUAUGCCCACCUGCUUUUCAGACUGGACUACAAGCAACAACAAAGCAUUCUGGAUUCCCUGUGAGGAUGGAUAAUGCUGUGCCAAUUGUACCCCAGGCGCCUGCUGCUCAGCCGCUGCAGAUCCAGUCAGGAGUACUCACACAGGGAAGCUGUACACCACUAAUGGUAGCAACUCUCCACCCUCAAGUAGCCACCAUCACGCCGCAGUAUGCGGUGCCCUUUACCCUGAGCUGCGCAGCAGGCCGGCCGGCGCUGGUUGAACAGACUGCUGCUGUACUGCAAGCCUGGCCUGGAGGAACCCAACAAAUUCUCCUGCCUUCAGCCUGGCAGCAGCUGCCCGGGGUAGCUCUGCACAACUCUGUCCAGCCUGCUGCAGUGAUUCCAGAGGCCAUGGGGAGCAGCCAACAGCUAGCUGACUGGAGGAAUGGCCACUCUCAUGGCAACCAGUACAGCACUAUCAUGCAACAGCCAUCUUUGCUGACCAACCAUGUGACCUUGGCCACUGCUCAGCCUCUGAAUGUUGGUGUUGCCCAUGUUGUCAGACAACAACAGUCUAGUUCCCUCCCUUCAAAGAAGAAUAAGCAGUCUGCUCCAGUUUCAUCCAAAUCCUCUCUGGAAGUCCUGCCUUCUCAAGUUUAUUCUCUGGUUGGGAGUAGUCCUCUUCGUACUACAUCUUCUUAUAAUUCCCUAGUCCCUGUCCAAGACCAGCAUCAGCCAAUCAUCAUUCCAGAUACUCCCAGCCCUCCUGUGAGUGUCAUCACUAUCCGUAGUGACACUGAUGAAGAAGAGGACAACAAAUACAAGCCCAAUAGCUCGAGCCUGAAGGCGAGGUCUAAUGUCAUCAGUUAUGUCACUGUCAAUGAUUCUCCAGACUCUGACUCCUCCCUGAGCAGCCCAUAUCCCACAGACACUCUGAGUGCUCUGCGGGGCAACAGUGGGACCCUUCUGGAGGGACCUGGCAGACCUGCAGCAGAUGGCAUCGGCACCCGUACUAUCAUUGUGCCUCCUUUGAAAACACAGCUUGGCGACUGCACUGUAGCAACACAGGCCUCAGGUCUCCUUAGCAGUAAGACCAAGCCAGUGGCUUCAGUGAGUGGGCAGUCAUCUGGAUGCUGUAUCACUCCCACAGGGUACCGGGCUCAGCGAGGGGGAGCCAGCGCGGUGCAGCCACUCAACCUUAGCCAGAACCAGCAGCCAUCGUCAGCUUCAACCUCGCAGGAAAGAAGCAGCAACCCUGCUCCCCGCAGACAGCAGGCAUUUGUGGCCCCGCUCUCCCAAGCCCCCUACGCCUUCCAGCAUGGCAGCCCACUGCACUCGACGGGGCACCCACACUUGGCCCCAGCCCCUGCUCACCUGCCAAGCCAGCCUCACCUGUAUACGUACGCUGCCCCCACUUCUGCUGCUGCAUUGGGCUCCACCAGUUCCAUUGCUCAUCUGUUCUCCCCCCAGGGUUCCUCAAGGCAUGCUGCAGCUUAUACCACACACCCUAGCACUCUGGUGCAUCAGGUUCCUGUCAGUGUCGGGCCCAGCCUCCUCACUUCUGCCAGUGUGGCCCCUGCUCAGUACCAACACCAGUUUGCCACUCAGUCCUACAUCGGGUCUUCCCGAGGCUCAACAAUUUACACUGGAUACCCGCUGAGUCCUACCAAGAUCAGUCAGUAUUCUUACUUGUAGUUGAUGAGCACGAGGGGGGGCUCCGUGGCUGCCUGCCUCUAGCCCUGAGUUCUUAAUGGGCUCUGGAGAGCGCCUCCAUUAUCUCCUCAUGAAAGUUCCUAGCCAGCAGCGUGUUCUGCAGGGGCCCACUGAAGCAGAAGGCUUUUCUCUGGGGAACAGCUCUCAGUGUUGACUGCAUUGUUGUAGUCUCCCAAGUCUGCCCUAUUUUUUUAAUUCUUUAUUCUUGUGACAGCGUUUUUGGACGUUGGAAGAGCUCAGAAGCCCAUCUUCUGCAGUUACCAAGGAAGAAAGAUCGUUCUGAAGUUACCCUCUGUCAUACAUUUGGUCUCUUUGACUUGGUUUCUAUAAAUGUUUUUAAAAUGAAGUAAAGCUCUUCUUUACGAGGGGAAAUGCUGACUUGAAAUCCUGUAACAGAUGAGAAAGAGUCAUUACUUUUUGUUUGUUUAAAAAACUAAAACACAAGACUUCCUUGCCUUUUAUUUUGAAAGCAGCUUAGCAAGGCUGUGCUUAUGGCACAUGGAAACUGAGAGUGAUUUCAUUUUCAUGUCGUGCUGUCCUUACUGGGCAGUUGUUAGGGUUUUAGUACAACGAAUACUGAAACCUGUGCAGCUGCUGGGCUGCUGGGAAGGAAGGUGAGGGUGAGGACUGUGCCCACCAGGAUUCAUUCUAAAUGAAGACCAUGAAUUCAAGUCCUCCUCCUCUCUCUAGUUUAACUUCAAUUCUCCUUAUAGAAAAGCCAGUGAGGUGGUGAGUGUAUGCUGGUGGUUUGCAUACAAUAGUAUGCAAAAUCUCUCUAAAGUGAGAUACUGGCACUGAUAAACAUUGCCUAAGAUUUCUAUGAAUUUUCAAUAAAUAAUACACGUCUGUGUUUUCCUCAUCUCUCCCUUCUGUUUCAUGUGACUUAUUUGAGGGGAAAACUAAAGAAACUAAAACCAGAUAAGUUGUGUAUAGCUUUUAUACUUUAAAGUAGCUUCCUUUGUAUGCCAACAGCAAAUUGAAUGCUCUCUAAGACUUAUAUAAUAAGUGCAUGUAGGAAUUGCAGAAGAUAUUUUAAAAGUUUAUUACUGAAUUUAAAAAUAUUUUAGAAGUUUUGUAAUGGUGGUGUUUUAAUAUUUUGCAUAAUUAAAUAUGUACAUAUUGAUUAGAAGAAAUAUAACAAUUUUUCCUCUAACCCAAAAUGUUAUUUGUAAUCAAAUGUGUAGUGAUUACACUUGAAUUGUGUAUCUAGUGUGUAUCUGAUCCUCCAGUGUUACCCCGGAGAUGGAUUAUGUCUCCAUUGUAUUUAAACCAAAAUGAACUGAUACUUGUUGGAAUGUAUGUGAACUAAUUGCAAUUCUAUUAGAGCAUAUUACUGUAGUGCUGAGAGAGCAGGGGCAUUGCCUACAGAGAGGAGACCUUGGGAUUGUUUGCACAGGUGUGUCUGGUGAGGAUUGUUCAGUGUGUGUCUUUUCCUUCCUCCUCUCCUCUCUCCCUUAUUGUAGUGCCUUAUAUGAUAAUGUAGUGGUUAAUAGAGUUUACAGUGAGCUUGCCUUAGGAUGACCAGCAAGCCCCAGUGGACCCCAAGCUGUUCGCUGGGAUUUAACAGAACAGGUUUAGUAGCUGUGUUGUGUAAAUGCGUUCGUUGUUCUCAGUCUCCCUACCGACAGUGACAAGUCAAAGCCGCAGCUUUCCUCCUUAACUGCCACCUCUGUCCCAUUCCAUUCAGUUCUCACAGAAGCAUUCCCCAAUGUGGCUCUCUCACUGUACCUUGCUACCUGGCUUCUGUGAGAGUUCAGGAAGCAGGCGAGAGAACAGUGACGCCAGUGCUAAAUAUGCAUAUUUGAAGGUUUGUGCAAUCACUUAGGAUGGGAUUCCUUUUCUCUCUUCCAUGUGAUAUGAUAGUCCUUUCUGUGCAUAGUUGUCGUUCCUGGUAAACUUUGCUUGUUUUUUGGGGUUGUUUUUUUGUUUUGUUUUGUUUUGUUUUGUUUUUAAAGCAUGUAACAGAUGUUUAUACCAAAGAGCCUGUUGUAUUGCUUAAUAUGUCCCCAUACUACGAGAAGGGUUUUGUAGAACUACUGGUGACAAGAAGCUCACAGAAAGGUUUCUUAAUUAGUGACGAAUAUGAAAAAGAAAGCAAAACCUCUUGAAUCCGAACGAUUCCUGAGGUUUCUUUGGGACAACAUGUUGUUCUUGGGGCCCCUCUCGCUGUAAAAUUGUCCUAGUAUUCAACCCUUCUAUGGAUUUGGGUCAAGUUGAAGGUACUAGGGGUGGGGACAUUUCUUGCCCAUGAGGGAUUUGUGGGGAGGAGGUUAACCCUAAGCUACAGAUGUGGUCCACCUGAAUUGAAAAUUAUAUCUGAGUGGUAAUUCUAGGAUUGGUUCUGUGUAGGUGGUGUCAGGGAGGUGCAGGAUGGAGAUGGGAGAUUUCAUGGAACCCGGUCAGGAAAGUUCUGAACCAGGUGGAACACCGAGGGGCUGUCAACGAACUUGGAGUUUCUUCAUCAUGGGGAGGAAGAGUUUCCAGGGCAGGGCAGGUAGUCAGUUUAGCCUGCCAGCAACGUGGUGUGUGUUGUCUUUUCUUUAAUCAUUAUAUUAGGCUGUGCGUUCAGCAGUCUGUUGGUUGAGAUAACCACGCAUCAUUGUGUAGUUUGUCACUAGUGUUAUACUGUGUGUGAUCUUUGUGUUUCCUUUCCCCCAAGCAUUCUGGGUUUUUCAUAAUUUAAAUACAGUUCUAGUUUCUAGGCAAACAUUUUUUUUUAACCUUUUCUCUACAAGGGACAAGAUUUAUUGUUUUUAUAGGAAUGAGAUGCAGAGAAAAAACAAACCAACCCUGUCCCCACCUCCUAAUCUCCCUAAUCCAAUAAGCAGUUAUUGAAGAUGGGAGUCUUUAUGGGAAAAGAGGAUGCCUAGGAGUUUGCAUCGUUACCUGAGACAUCUGGCUAGCAAUGUGACUUUACAGACUUUGAGUUUGUCACUCUGCAAACUGACAUUUCAGAUUUUCCUAGAUAACCCAUCUGUGUCUGCUGAAUGUGUAUGCGCCAGACAAAGUUUUACAUUCAUUCCGUCCUGGGGCUUAACAUUGACUGCUUGCCCUGAUGGAGUGGAGGAAAGCCCUAUGAGCAUAGGGCUGACCUGGGUCGGCAUUGCCCGACCUGGGAACAGCUUAAGGCUUUAAACCUUCUCUUAGAACAUGCAUUUCCAGUUUCUCCCUUCCCAGGUGAGAGAGGAACUGGAAGGGUUGCAUAGGCACACACCAGGACACUUAGUCACUCCAGAGUCCCCAGUUGCAACUAGGAGGUGGUUACCCUGUUAACCCCAAGAAGAAGAACCCCAUUUCAAACAGUUCUGGCCAUUGAGAGCCUGCUUUUGUGGUUGCUCAUCCNUCAUCCUCCGCUAGAGGGGCUUAGCCAGGCCAGCACAGUAAUGUCUGUUCUAUUCUGCAUUAGUAUGCAGGAAUCUACUAGUUGAGAUGGUUUGUUUUAGGAUAGGAGNUGAAAUUGCCUCUCGGUGACAGGAAUGGCCAAACCUGCUUUGUGUUUUUUUUUAACUGAUGGAUGGUGCAGCAUGUCUCCAUGUUUCCAUGGUUGUUUGUUGCUAAACUUUAUAUAAUGUGUGGUUUCAAUUCAGCUUGAAAAAUAAUCUCACUAUAUGUAGCAGUACAUUCUAUGUACAUUAUAUGUAAUGUUAGUAUUUCUGCUUUGAAUCCUUGAUAUUGCAAUGGAAUUCCUACUUUAUUAAAUGUAUUUGAUAUGCUAGUUCCUGUGUGUGGUUAAACUUUCUUUCUUUCUCCCUUUUCUGGUUGUGUGCUUCCUUUACAACAAGCUUCUAGAAAGAGGUAGUUCUGAGAAUUACUGAUCUAUGUUUGUAAUGCAGGUGUACUUAGGGAGUAUGUAAAAUAAUCAUUUUAACAAAAGAAAUAGCUAUUUAAAAUUUAAUACUAACUAUGGGAAAAGGGUCCAUUGUGUAAAACAUAGUUUAUCUUUGGAUUCGUUGUUGUCUUUGGUUUUACAAAGUAGCUUGUAUUUUCAGUAUUUUCUACAUAAUAUGGUAAAAAAGUAGAGCAGUUGCAAUGCAUCAAUAAAAUGGGUAAAUUUUC
Mus caroli (Ryukyu mouse) is the source of this 7991-nucleotide messenger RNA. It is a transcript of the gene Hipk1, whose product is annotated as homeodomain interacting protein kinase 1. NCBI's taxonomy places the organism in Eukaryota, Metazoa, Chordata, Mammalia, Rodentia, Muridae. Gene Ontology annotation, biological process: intrinsic apoptotic signaling pathway in response to DNA damage by p53 class mediator; smoothened signaling pathway; peptidyl-serine phosphorylation. Gene Ontology annotation, cellular component: nucleus; cytoplasm; PML body. Gene Ontology annotation, molecular function: protein tyrosine kinase activity; protein serine/threonine kinase activity; ATP binding. The record is from RefSeq and is a predicted model, not a curated record.